AUGCGGAAGGGCUUAUCUUUGCUGCCUGCAGGGGUCAUCAUAGGUGGCCCCCCAUGCUGCAUGUUCAUUUUUCUGAGCUGCAGUGUGCACCAGCGUCAUGCUUUUGGACCUCAAGGCAACACAGGAGUCUUCAAGGUUAGAAUGGCCAAUCUAAUUGUGCGCAAUCUGUGCACAUUUCUGCGAAUCCUGAGAAUUCUUGGAAGAGAUUUCUAUGUGGUGCUGGAGCAACCGACAUCCAGUUGGAUGUUCAAGCUUUCCUGGGUUUUGGCCCUUGAAGCGUUGUUGGGAAGCAUUUGCGUGACAACAUGGCAAGGGUGCUUCGGCCAUGAUCUACCCAAGCCAACUCAUUUGUGGGGCACGCUUCCAAACCUUGGGGCCAUGACCAGGAAGAUGACGCGCGCCAAACGAUCGCAAAUUCAGCAGCGUCUGACCAGGCGUAACGCGCGCCGGGUCAGGCCCCGGUUCUACUAUUUCAAGAAGUUUCCUCAGGGUGGGCACACCGGUGGCGUUUCUGGCACGGAGGAUUUGGGCAAGACAGCUGAUUAUACAGCAGAAUUCUGCAGGUCCCUCUUAAGAAUUUGGAUUGUGGCCUUCAACCACUAUCACCAGAUCUGA
Molecule: messenger RNA, 615 nt
Organism: Durusdinium trenchii
Lineage: Eukaryota; Dinophyceae; Suessiales; Symbiodiniaceae
Source: the annotation of a GenBank genome assembly